Messenger RNA from Amphimedon queenslandica, 754 nucleotides. RefSeq names its product B9 domain-containing protein 2-like. NCBI's taxonomy places the organism in Eukaryota, Metazoa, Porifera, Demospongiae, Haplosclerida, Niphatidae. Gene Ontology annotation, biological process: cilium assembly. The record is from RefSeq and is a predicted model, not a curated record. Gene Ontology annotation, cellular component: MKS complex. Bases 87 to 617 code for a protein of 176 amino acids. The transcript has 5 exons.
UUUUGAUACCGUAAUUCUUACUGUUCUAAUUAUCAGUUGGUUGCUAGGCGACUUUAGAAAAAUUGUUGUUGAAAAACACUAAUAAAAUGGCGGAACUACAUGUAAUAGGCCAGUUGGUUGGGGGAUACGAUUUCCAUUCCUGUGAUCUGUUCUGCAAGUGGGGACUGGCCCAUGGUAGUAACUGGAAUGUUAUCGAGGGAAAGAGUGAGGGACAAACACAAGUAGAUCAUCCAAAGGAUGGAACAUUUGCAAAGUGGUCUCAUCCAAUUGAUCUUCAUUUAUCUUGUCAGGGUCUGCAAGGUUGGCCGAAGCUUCACUUUCAAGUCUGGCACGAGGACAUCUUUGGUCGAAAUGAGCUCUAUGGAUACGGGUUCAUUCAUGUCCCAACUGUUCCAGGGAAUCACGAGGUAGACUGCGUAAUAUGGAAGCCAGUUGGCUCAUUCAUGGACCAAGUAACAUCAUUCUUUAUGGGUGGCGGACCAGAACUCUCUCAAGAGUCUCUUGUCCAUUCCUCUGAAGACAGGCUAAGACUUAGAACUGAGUCUUCGGGGAGGGUAAGACUAAAAUUGGGCAUAAUUAUUAGAAACUUUGAAAAAUUUGGAGUAGAGACUAGUUAGUAUUUUAUUUUAUGAAUUUUUUAAUAUUUUUAAGUAGAUAGAUGUACAUACAGUCCAUGUUUAAGUUACACAUUUAAUUUAUUAAUUUUGUUUUAAUUGAUUAUAUAAUGUGCACUCAUUGAUGGACACCACCACAC